AUGGAACAGUAUAGUCAGGGCGAGUUGGCGAAACAUCACGAUGUCGAGAACCUCUGGGUCUCGAUCCGUGGGAAAGUUUACAACCUAUCUGGCUACGUGGAUGAUCAUCCCGGGGGUGUUGAGGUUUUGAAAGAUGUUGCAGGCUCCGACGGUACCGAGAGUUUCGAGUAUGUCGGCCACUCAGAGGAUGCCUACAAGACAUUGCAAAGAUUCCAAAUUGGUGUCUUGGAAGACCACGUGGGUUUCUUCUUUGCCUCCCAAAGAGUACCAUAG
Messenger RNA from Colletotrichum destructivum, 273 nucleotides. Its product is annotated as Putative cytochrome b5-like heme/steroid binding domain, cytochrome b5, heme-binding protein. NCBI's taxonomy places the organism in Eukaryota, Fungi, Ascomycota, Sordariomycetes, Glomerellales, Glomerellaceae. The transcript has 2 exons. The coding region runs from base 1 to 273 and encodes 90 amino acids. Gene Ontology annotation, cellular component: membrane; intracellular membrane-bounded organelle. The record is from RefSeq and is a predicted model, not a curated record. Gene Ontology annotation, molecular function: heme binding.